This is a messenger RNA of Cinara cedri, 11038 nucleotides long. NCBI's taxonomy places the organism in Eukaryota, Metazoa, Arthropoda, Insecta, Hemiptera, Aphididae. The record is from the annotation of a GenBank genome assembly.
UAAACAAAAUUAUCGCACAUUUUCUACUGACAAAUUAUUAUUUUGCAACUUUAUUAGUUUACUUAUAAAGAUUCAAUAUGAAUUUUCGGUUUUUUAUGAAGAAUAUUUCAUGAUGUGAUACUCUGAAAUAGUAUUUUAACGAAAAUGACAGUCCAAGUAAUUUCUUUGAUUCGUUGAAUUUUAAUUUCAGUAGAGGAGCUAUCUUCGCAGACAUCAACAAUUUCGUAACUUGUAGGUUCAGCUUGUUUUUGUUUCUUUGUUCAAAUAAUCUCGACUUUAUAUGCAAAACAAAAUAAUUAUUUUUAAGUACAUAUUUAUUGUAGUUAUUAAUUCUAUUGAGAUUUGAAGAUAUGUUGCGUUUCGUCAAUAGUAUUGUCGAUUGGAUUUCUGGGAAUCCGGACAUACCAGAACUCCCUCUAAAUAUUAUUUUUGAAAAAAACGUAACGUCGGACAAUGACUUUUGGGUAAAAUUUGACAAUUAGAUACUUAGCACAAUUAAUUGGUCAUUAAUUUAGUUAUAAUCAAUUUAUUUAGAUUUCAUGCAUCUUGGACCCUACAUUGGAGAUUAAAUAUCUAAACGGUGUUGUUACUAAAAUGUUGGAUACGGACAUAUGUUUAAUAAAUAACCAGUAUUAUUAUAAACCAAAAACAGAUAAAGAAUUUCGCAACUUUGCUCUUUUCGAGUUAAAUUCCCCUGUUAGAAUGUCUCUCUACAGAAAAAAGAAUUCAAAUGACGAAUGGCUUGUUGCUAGUUGCUUUUUAUCUAAAGAGGAAUUCCAGCAAAUAACAGCACAGUAAUUCCAUGUAUAAUAUCAGUAAAGUUUCUAUUGUUAUAAAUUUAUUAAUUCUUGUAGAAUUGAACCACCUGAAAUUGUUCAGUUACGGCUCAGUGACGAUGAUACGAGUAAUGCCCAGAUUAAACAAAUUGAUGGAGUCAGCAAUAAUGACGAAAAUGAUGUUAUGAGUGUUCAAGUGUUGGGUGAAAUGCCUAAAGUUAUUGGUUUUGAGCAGAAAUCAACAAUACAAGUAUUUUUUUUAUUUUCUAUUAUUUGUUAUUCACGGAGAAACAAAUUACAAUUUUUACCCUGAGUCCAUAUUGGCGCCAACCAAUUUGUGAAUCGACAAUAAAUCUUCAAAACUUAUUCGUCACUUGUCGGAUUUUUAAUGCAGGUUAUUAUUAUUGUAUGUAGAUGGAUAAAUCGUUAGCACAUUAUUAAGUGAAUUUUAUUCAUAUUUAUGACAUCUAUUAAUAAUAAUCUAUGGUUUAAAGUGUAAGCUAUAACAUUAGAAAUUGAAUGUUGACUCUUGUUGGCUCCAUUGUGUGGGUGCUAUCUUAUAAACAUGAGUUAAUGUGUAGACUAGAAUUAACAAUAGUGUAUACAAAUUUAACAUGUCUAGUAAUUAAAAAUAACAAUAGUGGAUCACAAAUAACUGGUUCCUUUAAAUACUAGACAUUCUAAAAUAAUGUAAAUAAUUAGUUUAAUUUAUUAUGAAAAUAUUCAUAAAUUAAUGUAUUGUUAAUACUUAAUAUGACUAACCAAACAAAAGAAUAAAUCCAAAUGAAUACAUUGAUAAUGCCGCGGUGUGUCGUAAAUAUUUGCCAUUUCACCUGUAAUUUUGUUUUCUGGUUUUACCAAUUAUUUUGAAAACCCUUUGGUAAAUUAAAAUAUGGCCUCUCUAAUGCACCAAUUAGAUAAAAUUUCUUUUCACAUAAUGUUCUAUACUUUACACAUCUGAGCAAGUUUUCUUUUCGAAAAGUUGUUUACAGACAGAAAAAAAACAUAGUAAAACCAAUAUAAAUCCUUAACUCUACUCUGAAUCUAAAAUUAAGAGUAUAAAAUUUGCAAAUAUUAGUUUAAAGUUAGUGAAUGUUUAUAUUACUAUAAAAUUCUAGAUAUUAUUCAGAAAUAACAGCUAUAUCAAGGAGCAAAAUUUACUCGAUUAUCGCACCAUGCAAGGAAAUAAAGUGCUAUUGUCAAUCACUGAAAAACAAAAAUUACCUUUAACAAUUGGAGUGCUGUCACAAUGUACUUUUGACAUUACUAUUACCGGGAAGUGAGUAUUGUUGAAAACACAUUGUAUUUUUAUCUUUAUAUGAUGUAAAACUGAAUAUUGUUAACUAAAUGAUACAUAAUAAAUUAAUAUUAUCACAAUAUUUUAUUUUACUAAUAGAUUCUAUAGUUUUAUUUAUUUCUAUGUAGCUAUUUAGGUAAAUCUGUUGAAAAGGUUGAAUUUAUGUUCCACGAUGUAACUUAUAAAGUAGGUGUAAACAUUGAAGUAAUUGAUUCAAGAAUAAAUGUACCGCAAAAUCGAGGUUAUGUUAAAAAAGAAAUUGAUGUGCAGUAAGUGUUAAUCAUUGAAUAAUUUUAUAAAUGUAUUUAGUCGGUAAAUUGUGCUAUAACUAUUAAAGGAAAUUAUUCGAACUGCAGAAUGAGAAUUUAAUUCCUGGUGUAUUUAUUGGGAAAAGAAUACAAUUUCCAUAUAUGAAGAUAGGACAAUGGAGCAUUCCAGCACAAUUAACAAAAUGUUAUUCGAAAGGAGAUAACCAAUUUAAGUAAUAAAAGAUUUUAUUAUAUUAUUUAUAAAUUUUUUCACUUUACAUAAAUUAACAUAAUUAAAUUACUUAUUUAUUUUAUUCAUUUUUAAAUUUUUAUUUUGACUUAAAAUUAAGAAGUAUCAAAAUAUUAACUAUAAUAUUUUUAAAGUGUUUAUUCAGUUUGUUUAAUCCAAAAUAUUUUUUUCUUCUGUUAUUAUAAAAUGUAUUAUUUGUUAGAAUACCCAUAAAUAAAUUAUGAUAAAAUGAUUAAACAGAAUAUUGUAACUGAAUAUAUAAAACAUUAUUUAUGAAUCUGUGCAUUGUCCAUUACAAUGUUAUUUUGUGUGGGAGUGUGGACUAAAACAAUCUAGACAAUUUGUAUAUAAUAGAUAUGAAAAUUUUAAUAAGAUUUAACAUUAUCAACAAUUUUAUUUAUUUCAACAAAUUCUGAAGGAUAUUUUUAUUUUCACGAAUGCAAACAUUAAUAUUUUUUUUUGAGUGUUUCAGAUUUUAGUCAUGUUACAAUAUAAAUUAUUUUGCAUAUUUUCUUUUAUUCAGAAUUGUAAACUCUGAAGUCAAAGAAAAGAUUAGUGCAAUUUAUCCGGCUGCUUUUAAUGUUCUUACUUACCAAAAUUACAAAGCAAAAUUUCACACUCUUUUAUUCAUAGAAGAAAUAGAGGUAAUUAUAAAAUAAUAAAUAAUAUAAUAUUAUUAUUUUAUUUGAUAAUAAAUAAUUAUAAAAUAAUUGUUAUAUUAAAUGAUUAAUUAUUAUUUUUUCCUGUCAUUAUUUAUUUGUCUUUGAUACAUAAUAUAUAUGAGAGGUCUAGUUUCAAAGUGUGCAUUGUCUAUAUUCAAUACAUUUUUAGAAAACAACAAACGAAUAAUUUAAUCAAAUAAGGUUUUUUCUUCAUACCGAUUUUUUAAACCUACUCAUAUAGUUAUGCAAAGAUGGCCAGUUUUUUGUUUAAAAGAAUAAGAUUUUGUUUGGAGAUGGUACAGUAAUAGAUUAAUAAUUGGAGAUUGCUCACUUUGAAAACAACUGCAAAGCUAUUAGAUGUAUGUAUUUUCUUUUCAUCUAAUUUAAAAGUUUACAAAAAAUUAUUAACAACUUUAAUAAUUAUUGCUUAUAGUUAUUUUAAUUAUAGAAAAGAUUAUAUUUAAAAUCAUUAAAAAUAAAAAAAUAUUUGAAAAAUAAUUAAGAUUAUCAAGUCAAUUUUCAUCCUCCAAAUGGUUUAUAAUGUAAUAUUAUUUCUAUUUUUAUAACAUUAUCGAGGAUUUCUGAGAAUAUUAUCACAAUAAUAUUAAUAAUAAACAGAAUUAUAUUUGUCAAAGAAGAUUGUACACUUUGAAACUAAACCUCUCAUAUAUGUAUAUCUUUAACUACCACUUUACUUAACAAUUUUAAUAAAAACUUUCAACUGAUAUUUAUUUAACAAUAUUUAUAAUAAAUGGGAUUUUAUUUCAUUCUGUACAUAUUAUAUAGCAUUUAUUGUGUAAGAAAUUAAAACUAUUGAUCCUAUAUGAAUGUACUUAUGGUACAAUUACAAUUGUCUUAGAAUAAUAUCUUUUACCAAAUGGUUCUUUUUAAACAUUUUGAUAAGUGUACAAAUAAAAAGUAAUAUUGUUUAGUAAAUAGGUGAAAAAAAAUGUUUUUCUAUACAUGUGUCCCUCUGAAAAAAAAUUGAAUAUUAAAUUAGAUAUAACAGUAAGACACCUUGCAUACUAAAUUUGAUCUCAGCUAAUGAUUAGUUAAAACAUUUUGAUAUUUUAUUUAUAAAGUAUUAACAAUUUAUAAACAGCUUAUAGAUAUUGUUAGAGUAAUUAUUUAGUUUAUCUAGAUUUACAUAAUUAACUGUCAAAUCAAAUGUUAUGAUCAUUGGCUUUAUAUUGAAUUAACGACACUUAUCAUUAAUUCUAGAAUACUCUAGCUCUUCAAAAAUAUGCACAAGACAGAAUACAUUUUGAACCACAUGGUGAAUAUUUGGUUUUAAAAAUUCCUGAUCUCUCUGAGCAACGCCCAUCAUUAGUUCCUGGUGACCGAGCUGCAGUAACGGACGUAUUAAAUUGUACCAAAAGAUUAGGUAAACCUAAACAAAAUUCUAAGUUGUCUUACUAACACAAAUUAUUAACUAAUUUAUAAUAACAUAAUUAGAAUGUAAUAAAUACAUAUUACUAAAUAGUAGAGAUGAGUGAUACUAAUAUUUGACUUUCAAUAGUUUUGUACAAAAAUAAACUUGUCAUUUUAACAUAAUAAAAUAUCAAAAUUGAUACUAACAAUUACCUCUAUCUUUGAUAUUGACCAUUUCUGCUAAACAGUAUAACAGUAUAUAAUUUUAUAAAAUCACUAUAAAUUAUCAGUUUUAUUAGGUGUUUUGAUUUUAACUAGGUGAAAAAACCCGAUAUGAAGGUAUUAUACAUAAAGUUAUGGCUGAUGAAUUAUGGUUGAAGUUUGAUCCAGAAUUUCACAAUAAAUGUGGCCAUUGGGAUUAUUGUGUAAAUUUUUUCACUUCUAGAAUGGUUCAACGUAGAAUGCAUGAAAUUCUUAAUGAAGUGUGGAAAAAUUCUUAUCUGGGUGAAUCAUUUUUGUUUCCUUACAAAAAUGAAUUUGAAUAUAAACCACCGAAAUUAAAAAUAGUGGAAGAUAAUGAGAUAAAUGAAACUAUUUCAAAUACAGACAAUUUGAACACAGAUAAAGUUACUCUGAUAACACCAACAAAAACUAUAAAGCAAAUCAAAUGGGUAAAUAAUAUGUUAAACUUUGAACAAAAAAGUGCGGUCAUUAAUAUUCUGAAAGGAGAAGCAAGACCAAUGCCAUACAUUAUUUAUGGACCACCUGGAACUGGAAAAACAAUUACAUUGACAGAAAGCAUUAUUCAAGUUUUUAAAGAAAUUCCUAGAAGCAAGUGAGAAUUAUUUUAAUAUAGUUUUCAUUUUAAUUUGUGGCAGUCAUAAGCAUUUAAAGGGUUCCAUAGACAAUUAAUAUUAUUAACUGUUUAAAUUGAUUAAUAAUUUUGUCAGUUUUUCCUGUGGGAGGGAUCAAAAUACUCCCAUGGUACCUCUAUCUGUCGAGAGAAUGAGACCAACAGACAAUGUAAAAUUCUAUCAAAUAGUAUUAGUAGUUCUAAACAAAACUUUGGCAGAUUGUUCCAUCUUAGAUGUACACGGGGACAACAGGUGAGAGGAGAUAUCAUGGUACAUGUUUUACAGAUAAUAUAAAAUUGAUAGUAGAACAUCUGGAAUGAGUAAAUAAUAAGCUUGAGAGGGAAUAGAGAGUAGCACUUAAAGGGAAGGGACUAAGGAUUAAUAGAAGUAAAACAAAGUAUGAGUUUGAAGAAACAAGAUAGCUAACGACAAAAAUCAGUUUAGGCCAGACUGAGAAUUUUAAUUUUUUUGUACAAAAAAAAAAAUAAAAAUAAAAAUGGUGGUAUUUUAUGAACAUGUGAAACAUAGGAUUGUUUUUUGUUGGAUAAAGUACAGAGAAGUGUCAGGUGUAUUAUGUUACAAGAUAAUUCUAAUGAGACUUAAAGUUAAGUUUUACAGAAGUGUGGUGAGACUGGUUAUAUUGUAUGAUUUGGAGUGUUGGAAGGUAAAAAUAAAAUGAAUGUACUAGAGAUGCUUAGAUGACAAGAGAAAAUAGUAUGGUAUGCGUACCUAAAAGGUAGAUUAGGUGUAGCUUUGAUAAGAGACAAAAUGAGAGAAAAUAUGCAAGGAGGAGAAGUAUACUUUUGUCAGUUGUUUGUUACUCUGUGAUCAUUUCCAUAGUAUUCAUGACAUGAAUUUCAUAGAAAUGUAUGUAUUUUAACGAAAAUUCCCAUCUAUUACCUCUUACAUUUUCAAUGAAUAUAAUUAUUGAUUGUCUACAGGCCCCUUUAUACUAAUCUAAAUCGUUUGACAAUUAAAUUGGUUAUUUUGUAACUUUUCUUAGACUAUUGAUUUGUGCUCCUACAAAUUCUGCUGUUGAUAUAUUGCUGAAUAAAUUAAUAGAUUCAGGAUUGUUUAACUCCAAUAUCAUGAAACGUUUAAUGGGAUAUAAUUAUUAUAUGAGUUCGUCUUACAAUAUGGAUUAUGACGAAUAUUAUUUUUUACCCGAACUUGAGAAUGUAACUCAUGUUGCUCAAGAACAAGGUAAUAAGACAUUAUUAAUUAAAUAAUUCAUAGUAUACAUACAUUUUUGAAAUUUAAUUGAAUUAAUUUAUUAAGGGUUAUUAAAACAGGAGUAAAAUUUUAAAAUAAAACAAUUAUGAAAAAUUUAGAAUUUACACACUUAAUAACUUGAUGAAUAACAAAUCAAUGCAGUAAGGGUGGUCAUGAAUUAAGCUCGUGUUUAGAUCUCGUAUAGUAGACUUAUUUUUUGUUCCACUAGUUGAUUAUGACUAUAGUUGGAAAUGCCAUCAAUAUAUGUAAAAGAACAACAAAUGUAGGCAAGUUAAUUAAAUCAAAAAAGUUAAGUUUAUUUAAUGAAAUUUUUAGAACUAUUUAAUGCCCACCUUUGGGUAGGCAUAGUGCAUAGGUACACCAUAUAUACCAUUAAUAAGUUUCUGAAGAAACUUUAAAUUAGAAUAAACUCAAUAUUUGUGAGGAUAAAAAAGCCUAAUUCAUGUAUUACAGUGGCAUAGGAAUGCAGUAGGUAGUUAUUAUUGAGGAUGUUAUCUGUAAAUGCAUUUGUACAUGCUCUAGAAUUGAAGAGCUAAAUGCAGUAUAAUGAUACAGUUUCCUAGAUACAGUAUUAUUUUUAUAUUUUUCAGUAUAUUAUGGCUGAUUUUAUCAUAAAUUAUAAUAAGAAUAAGAUUACUGUAUUACACUUAGGACUUGAGCAAGGAUAAUUAGAAUUUUUUUAUUUUCAAGCUUCCUUUAGAAAACCAGUUUACAGUAUAUUUAAAAAAUAGAGAAGAUGUGGUGUUAUUCAGGAGAUUACUACAAAAACUUUAUAGAGAAAGCAUGAUUGUGAUUUAGUGAAAACUGUUGUAGGUGCCAUGGUUGUGAGAUAGAUAUUGAGAAUAUUUUUAUCAUAAAUAAUAAAAUUAUAACAUACAGUAAAAUGAGUUUUAUAAUACAUUGGUGGUUGCAAUUAUUUUCUUUUGUAGCAAUAUAAACACCAGCUAUUAUUGUCUCUAAGAAACUAUACCUUUAGGCUCUCAUUUAUAAUAGAGCCCUUGAUACUUUAAUAGAGAACAAACUAAAGAGUAUUUAUGAACCUUGAACUUUGAUGAAAUGCAUUUUUAGAAUCCUAAUUUUUUGAAAUUUAUAGAUUGAAUAUUAGCGUGUAAAUUUAUACUAUUGGUCAGGAAGACACCUAGGUCUCUUUGCUUGAACCAGAUUUUAGUUCAAGAUAAUAGUAUUGGUGUGUGUAAUGACAGUUUUAUAAGGACAUUAUUAAAAUAUUAACCUGGUAAACACAUUUUACAGGUUCAAAAUUGAUUAGGAAAAGAGAUAUUCUUAAUUUAAAAAUAGUAGUUACCACUGAAGGUACAGCUAGUCUGCUCUAUAUGAUGGGCAUUAAGAAAGGAACCUUUUCUCAUAUAUUUAUUGAUGAAGCUGGACAAUCGUCAGAACCAGAAUUAUUAUUACCUCUGUGUAAGUAUCUAUUAUCUAUUAUAAUUUACAAUUUUAAAUAUUUUUUAUUGGUUUUUAAAUUUUAGCAUUUUUGGAUCCUCGCCAAAAUGGACAAGUUGUAUUAGCUGGAGAUCCCAAGCAAUUAGGUCCGGUUGUGUUGUCAAAAUUAGUAAAUGAAGCUGGUCUAGGGCAAUCCAUGUUGGCUCGUUUAGUUAAUUAUCCAUUAUAUCUGAGAGAUCCUACAGCUUUUGAAGAAUUCAAUGGUUUCAAUCCUAAAGUUAUUACACACUUGAUUCAAAAUUAUAGAUCUCUACCAGAAAUUGUUAAUAAUUUUAGUAAUUUGUUUUAUAAUAAGUUAUUAGUGGCAACAGUAAGUAGUAAAGUAAAAGAAUAUCAGAAGGUUGUGAUAUUUUUGUAACUUUCGCAUUUUGAAUUUUACCCGUAGAAAGUUGAACCAAAUUUGCCAGAAAGAAAAUUAUUAAAUGAUUUAAAUGAAAACUCAUAUUGGGAUAUUGGAUGUAAAGGACCAAUUAUCGUUCACGGUAUUAUUGGGGAAAAUUUACAGGAGCCCAGUAGUCCAUCUUGGUUUAACCCUCACGAAGCCUUCCAAGUUUUAUUGUAUGUUACACGAUUAAUAAAGACAGGGAUAUCAACUGAUGAAAUUGGUAUUAUCACUCCAUAUUCUUCUCAAGUAAGUCAGUCAGGGGAAAAAUAUUAAAAACAUAUUACUGAUAUUUCUUUUUUUAUUUAUUUAGGUUAAUAAAAUCCAUGAGCUACUAAAAAUGUACCAUCCAGAUAUUCAACUACCCAAAGUAGGUACAGUGGAAAUGUUCCAAGGCCAAGAGAGAACCAUUAUCAUUUUAUCCAUGGUCAGAAGCAAAAGUGUUAUUGGACUGAAAAAGGAUAUGCAAUUUAAUAUUGGCUUUCUUAAUAGUAAAUCACGUAUAAAUGUUGCAUUGUCCAGAGCAAAAGCAUUACUUAUCAUCAUUGCGAAUCCGGUUACAAUGAAUAUGAAUCGUGAAUGGAAAUAUGUACUGUCAAAUGCUAUAAAAAAAAAUAAUUAUUUUGGCUGUAAUAUUGUAGAUGAAUCUACAGAAAAAAUAUAUUCUAAUUAAUAAUUAAGUACCUUAAUAAUAUGUACCUAUUAGUAAUUAAGUUUUUGAACUGAAUUAAUGUUAAUCUAUUUUUAAAUAAAGCCUGUAGUUUAUAAAACUUAAAUUACUCAAUAAGCAACAUGAUUAUAAUUUUUUUUCACAACAAAUGUUAUUUUUAAAAUUAUUGUUAAAAACUCUCUAAAACUCUAUUGAUAGCUAUCUUAAGUGUAACAUACAUUUUUAUCUUAAUCUUAUUGUGACUAAAGAGGUGCCACUGGGUCCAGUAAGUUUCAAUCCAUAAGUAAUAUUAAUAUGAGUGAAUGUUUAUAAUAAAUUAAUAUUUACUUAUGAAUCUAUUAUAAUCAUUUGCCCAAGUAAAUGAUAAUAUAUUUUUGAUAAUUUGUAAAACUCAUCAGUUCAAAUAAACUUUGUUUUGUGAAAGUUUCUUUUAGUAUAUAUAGUUAUCUCAGAUUUUCGGUUAACGGUAUGUUAGUGUUUCAAAUACACAAAUAAAAAUAAUAUUUAUAAAUAUGUUUUUAUUAAAUUAUUAACAGAUCAUAAAUAUUAAACAUAUUCAUAAUUAUUAGCAUUUUAAUGGUAUUAACAGAACAUUUUAGUUAUUCAUUUGACCAGUAUAUACAUAUAAGUACAUGAUACAAAAUUUUUUAUAUAUAUAGUAAAAAAAUAUAGGUAUAUUUUUACAAAUCAACUUUUGGCAUUUGUCCACUAUUUACUGGUAUGGCAUUUAACUCUGUUCUCAUACACAGGAAUUCUGCGCAGAUACAUGUGAUUGCUGCACAGACAGCAUUUAGCAGCCACCAAAAUGUAGUGGGCAAUGAUCCGUUAUACCACACACAAGCUACCAAGUGUAUGAUGUGUAUUGUACAUGAAAAAUCCAAACACAAACGGUAUCGUUCGACAAUUUGCCAAAUGAAAGUAGCACUUAAAAGACAAAGUUUUGUAUUAUAUACAGCUAAUGGUAAACAUAGAUAUUAUAUUAUAUUUUGUUUAAUUACCCACUGAGUGCAUUUAAAGCGAAUAUGGCAAUCACAAAUUUUUCAUUGGUCAAAGUACUUAAUUCCUACAACAGGUGUUGAAUGAUUACCUAUAAUAUAUAAAACUCUGGUGUUUGUUUUAUGACGUCAUUACUUUAAAUUGGAAAAUAACGUCCAACGAUCUGGAAGUGCCCACGAUGUAACUCAUAAUAGUGACCCAGACGCACAUUGCAAAAUAGUAAAGACAUUGGACUGACACUAUUUGAGCUAUAAUCAGUGCUGGAUCCCAAACAGUUAUGCGAAAGUGUCCGGUACCGGUAGACAAACGACUGUAUGAUGUUGCUUUACUGAUUUGAUAGGUCGAGUACAUGUAAAAUAAGACAGUAUGCGUUAAAAUUAGCGUAAGACAUGGACGCGAUUAAAAAAACUCACUCGGAACCUAAUCGGUUCAGCAUUGACCACACAGAUAUUGACAUUGUUGGAAAAUGAAAUGUCUUCAUAAAUGCGGAAUAGGCGGACGAGGUACAAUAGUAAAAGGUACGAUAACGGCGAUUGGCACGGGCAGUAAAACCGUUAGGAUUUGAAGAACAUAACAAAAAGUCAAAACUUUAGUGGUUGAAAGUUGAAGAACAGAAAAGACUAUAAAUUAGUUCGUGAGGAUAUUCCAAGUCCGUACUGAAGAUUGUUACAGUUUUAAGUUUGUCUUAUCAUCAAAGGAAGGGAAUACUAGAGUAGGUCAUACAAAUUAUAUAGAAUUUAGGUACAAAAUAAAACUUGUAAAAAGGUUUGCGAUAAAACCACAAAAUAAAUACAAAGAUAGCGCAGAGCAGAAUCGGUAAUAUUAUGGAAGCCUGUCCGCC